Messenger RNA from Xyrichtys novacula (pearly razorfish), 15093 nucleotides. The record is from the annotation of a GenBank genome assembly. NCBI's taxonomy places the organism in Eukaryota, Metazoa, Chordata, Actinopteri, Labriformes, Labridae.
GGUUCCAGGAAGCAGGUUUCAUGUGAUGCAGCAGAGGAAUGAGUGUGUGGCGUUAUAGUUUAAUGAAUAGCUGCCUUGUUCCGGUAUGAGGUGAGUCUAAAUAUUAAGUAUGUAGUCUACUUGACUUUUCAAAAUUCGCUCAUGCACCUAUGCGUACUGCUGUACCUUAAACCAUGCUCCAUAUAUAAAGAAAGAAUGAGGAAGCAAAUCGGUGCAUUCAUAUAAAUGUUGGCGACAGUGUUCACUUUGUGCACCUUUCCCUUAAGUUUUAUCAGCAGGUCUAUACUUGCUUUCUUUCUUUCUUUAAAGCCUUAAUGAAUACCAGAAGAAACAUCGCCUUCACAGAGCUGUCAGCACGAUAUAGGAAGGAGUUUUUUUCUGGAAAAUCAAUGUUUGCUGCUGGAAGGCUGAAGUCCAGACUGUAAUGUGGGACAAUUAAAGCUAAUUGGUCUUCCUAUAGAGCUGAGCUGAGGAACUCUGUGUUUACAGGGAUACUUUUACAACUCUUGGUAUUGUGCCAUAAAGACCUAGUAUGACAUGUUGAGGAAAAAGCCCAAGAGAUGAGUGUGCUCUGAGUCAAGUUUAAAUAGUAGUGAUUUUUUCUCUUUGAUUCUUAGGAGUCAUCCAAAUAGUCAUGAGAGCCAAAAAAGAGUCAAAACUGUUAUUUUUUUCCCCCAUAAACUGAUUCAAAUGCCAAGUAACUGCUUCAGUAUGUAUUUUCUAUUUCCCUGGAAUCAAAUUAAACUGUAAUAUUUCUCUUUUUACCUUUAGAGCUCCUUUGCUGGCACAUCUCCUCUUCCUCCCCCUCCUCUCUGCAGGGAGUGAUGUUGCAGGGGGAGACGUGGAGCGGAAACCCAAUAUUGUUCUGAUGAUGGUGGAUGACUUAGGUAUCGGUGAUAUAGGAUGCUACGGUAACAAUACCAUCAGGUAACAACCAAGACACGUUCUUUUCUUCUCCCACCCACUCGAGUAAAGUAUUGAAUUCCAAGGCUUUGCACUUGAUCUACUACUCAUUGAUUAGUCCCUAUAUCUUACUGUGUGGAACUGUGGGGAUCUACCUUUAAAACCAUUAUAAAUUCAAUAAUAAAACUGCACAAACAAGCUAUACGUAUUAUCAGUAAGACUAAUUACUAUGAUCACACAGAGCCACUUUUUCUAAAUUCUCAUGUAAUGAAAUUUUAUGAUCUGUUCUAUUAUAAAAUAAUGCAAAUAAUGUUUAGAGCAAAAUCUAAAAUGCUCCCUGACUCAAUACCGAGGUUCUUUUUAAUUUAGGACAGUCCGUAUAAUCUCAGCGGUGCCUGCAAAUUUACUGUAUAAAAAGCUAAAAAAGGUAUGAAAAGGAGAUGUGUCUCUGUCACUGGAGUUAAAUUCUGGAAUGAUGCCAACAUCAAUCUAAAAACAUGUCAUUCUUUUUUUGGUUUUUAAGAAAAUAGUUUGUAAAGCUGUCAAUAUUGUGUACAAUAUUUGGUGUUGUCAUGACUGACUGAAUAAACAACUUCUACUGCUACUUCUAAUCUCUCCAUUUUCGCUUCCUAAAUCGACCGUGUCUUUUGUCAUCACCCUACCCUGUUUGUGACUUUACAUUUCUGUCACUGUUAAACUUAUUUACUCCCGUUUUCCCGGCAGGACUCCAAAUGUAGAUAAACUAGCCUCUGAAGGAGUAAAGCUGACUCAGCACAUCGCAGCAGCUCCCCUCUGCACUCCUAGCCGAGCUGCCUUCAUGACGGGGCGCUAUGCAGCCCGCUCAGGUAGCAUGCACUCUUCAACCAAUUCAUCUAUGGCAGACAGGAACGUUGUUUUAUGUUGUUUCACAGAUUUUAUUGUUUGAUACCUGUUAUUUUUGAUGCUGCACAGGAUUGGGCAGCACGGGUCGUGUGCAGGUGCUGUUGUUUCUGGGUGGUUCAGGAGGGCUGCCACCAACUGAGACUACAUUUGCAAAGAGGCUGCAGCAGCAAGGAUACACCACUGGUCUUGUGGGUGAGAAAACAGUGGUACAAAAUUCAAAACGUGAUGAAAUCUUCAGUAUAGUGUGCAUGCAUAAAAUGUAGGGGAGAAUUGGGUAAGAUGAGCCUUUUUUCAUAUUUCGGAUCACUACAUCAAGGCAAUCAUAGCUUUGUCUCUAACUAGUGUAUCUGCAUAUAUUGCAAGUUGUUGUGCAUCCCUGCAAACCAACAGAGUGAGUGUAAACAUAACUGUCUUGAUAAUCUAGCAUGCCAAAAAAAAGUGGUCCCCUAUUGUCAACUUAACCAGUGUAUGGGGUAAGUUGACCAUUGAUACAAUAAUUUUUUUUAUUUUCUUACAUAUAACUGCUAAAGAGCUGUUUUGUAAAAAGCCAUUUUAACAUGAGAAUGUCUUUAAGUGAUUCAGAACAUUCACAGCUGUAUCUUUGAAAAGAAAAAGUAACACAUUUCAACAAUCUGAACUGAAACUCUGAUCCUCUCAUCAUAUUCCUUUACUUUCUCAGUUGAGUCACUGACUCAACUUACCCCAGAACUACUUUGAUGACUUUAUUAGUCCUUUAAGCUAAAAUGGUGGACUUUUAUGCUAGGUUUUUGAACACAAUUCUAAUAAAACUUAUGACAGACUAAAUUCACAUUCAAGAAUGAAAAAUGUUUUUUGGAAAUAAAUGUCUAAGCCCUUUACCCAUGUGCUUCUAAUCUUCACAGACUCCAUGAAUUGAUGCCCAUCUCCUAAAUAUUUGGUCACAUGAUCAAUUUCUUUUACCUUUUCCAAGCAACAGGGGGUGGCUCAACUAACCCUUUGGCUCAUCUUACCCCACUCUCCCCUAUCUUAUCUCUAUCCAUCAUUUGCCCACAUGGAUGAGUCAAUGUGGGAAAGCAGAUUUAGUAUAAGCAUAGUAUAACCAAGAGAACAACAUAUGACAGGAGGAAUAAAGAUUUACGAGGCUGAAGAGAGACAAAGGCAUGAGUAGUAAUGGCAUUUGCACAUUUGUAUAUGUAGCAUUUAUAUAAAUUAUAUAUUGGUCUAAAGUAUAUAUAUUGGUAUGGUAUAAAUGCUAAAUCAGUCAUCAUAGCGUGGAAUCUUUUGCUUUAUUCACCGACAUAGUACAUUGUAGCUGCUAAAGAGAGCUAUUAAUAUCAUGUUCUGCCCCUACAAAUCAAUCCCUUAUCAAACUGGACUUUACACACUGGAGACGUGUAAACAAGCAGCUUUGUAAGUUUGGAUGCAGAGCUGCUGAUUAUUUCUAGCUUUGGUCAGGAGUGCGCAUGUGAAAGAGAUCAUUGUCAUAAAAGGAAUUGAUCAUGUGACCAAAUAUUUAGGAGAUGGGCAUCAAUUCAUGGAGUCUGUGAAGGUUACCCCAUACACAGGGUAAGUUGACCAUAGAGGACCACUUUUUUUUGGCAUGCUAGAUUAUCAAGACAGUUAUGUUUACACCCAUUCUGUUGGUUUGCAGGGAUGCACAACAACUUGAAAUAUAUGCAGAUACACUAGUUAGAGACAAAACUAUGAUUGCCUUGAUGUAGUGAUCUGAAAUAUGAAAAAUGGCUCAUCUUACCCCUCUCUCCUCUAAUGGCGGCUUUCAUAGUUUAUAGUUUCCUUCGAGUAGGGCUUGAAGCUGGGUUAGUAUGUCAAUAUGUACACACAGCUAGGUGUGAGUAAACAGAAUGGAAAGUGCUUUUUUCAAAUACUAGCACAUAAACAGACAUAUUUAAAUGUAAUUUGGUGCAUCAUUGGUAGCAAACCAUUUGUUUUUUUAUUUUGUUGAAAUGGAACAAUUUCACGCUGGAAGUCUGACUUGUAUCCAAAUUCCUGUCUCUGCAGGCAAGUGGCAUCUAGGUGUGAACUGUGAGCACAGAGGAGACCACUGCCAUCAUCCAAACCAGCAUGGCUUUAGCUACUACUACGGGCUGCCAUUCACCCUCUUUAAUGACUGUGUGUCCGGAGAAGGGAGCGAUGUCCUGGCAGACCUCCAGCACACGCUCCAAAAUCUGACCAUGAUGCUCGGAGCUGGACUUUUUACACUGGUAAGUGUGAUGUAAUAGAUAAAAGCAUGCCUGACAUAUAAAGAGAGCUAGUAUGAGAGCUUUCUGAGUUGCAAUAUAUCACAACGGACAAUCCUCGUGAGUUGCCCACCAAAAAAAGAAGAAACUGGAAAACAAAGCGUGGCUGUGCCGUUCACCCUAAAGCAGAAUAACUCAUGCGUAAUCACUUUGACAUGAGCCACAGGCUAGAAAAAAGAAAAAAAAACAGAUUGGGAACAGAAGCUGUGAUUGUGAAACUCUGUCAUGUCAGCCAGAAACCUGUUUUAGGGGAUAGCAGAGAAAUGUCGAAACUGAAACACAGUGAGAUUUCCACAAUGGAGCAGUGAAUGGAAACCAGCUGUGCAACAGGUAACACAUACAAAACACACACACUGCACAUUUGUAUGGAAGAGGCAGAAUGAGGCUGGCUGGAUGUGUGUAACUACUGUAAAAUCUCUCACAUGUGGCGUGAAUUUGGGUGGAAGUGUUUCAUUUGUUUCUUCAUGACACCGUAGCAGAAAUACAGUUUUCUGAAGGGGUCGCCAAAUGUUGGAGUCAGUGUGGAUUUCAGGAAGCCAACCGCUGGUAUAUAAUUUGAGAGUGAUAAGACCCUUUUUUGGUAGAGUUUUAUGUGGCACUAAAAACCCUGUUGGACUAAGCUGCCCCUUAAAUUUACUUUAAUUCACUGCAAAAUUCCCUUAAAAAAGACUUUUGGCUUUUUCACUUCUGCUUGUUUAAAGCCCUCGAGAGUUCAUGUUUUUUCUGGAAACUCCCAAAAAUAGAAGUAUGUUGAUUUAGUAAAUGAUCAUUUCUAACACUGAAGAUGAUUUAUUCUUUAGGAUUUUUAGAAAGAUGUGUUCAGUCAUCUCUGGUCUUUUCAUGCUGGUGUCUUUACUCUUGGGAUGCACUUAAUCCCUGUCAAAAUGUAUUUAAUUUAGAAAGACAGCAGAGCAAAGAAAGCUGUUUUUGUCUCAGCAAAUGUAAAAACAUUAGGAAAUGGAAAAUUUCCCCAAAAGAAGAGAGAUCAUAGAGCACCAAAGAGAGAAGUCCAUGACGUAAGAGUUCCCAGCAAGAAGAGAGAAGUCCAUAAAACCAUGUUCAGAUCUGAAUUUAAAGGGAGUACUGUUCCUUGGAGAAAGUAAACAAUGUGCUACUUGUUUCACAAAAUUAACAAGGUCUUUGAAAAUGGUCUGUGAUGCCAUCUAGUGGCAAAUUAAUGUAAUUAUAUCUCAGCUUAACAGUGUAACAGCCGUUAAACAGAUCCUUAGGUUCUGGAAAUCAUAGUGUUGGUACAUGACGAGUGUAUAUGUAUCUUAGUGUAUCUGUAUACUAUAAAGCAGUGUGUUCAUUCGCACAUAUUGUGUGUGUCUACUUUCUAUUUACAGGUGUGUGUCCGUGUGUUUGGUCUCUUUGACAUCAACCUGCGUCUCCUGGUAGCUCUGUUUUCUCUCAGUAUCCUAGCAACCGCAUUGUGGUGUAUCCCUCUUAAAUUCUUAUCAAGAUGGAACUGCAUCCUCAUGAGGAACCAGGAAGUGAUCGAGCAGCCGAUGACAGUGGAGACUGUGCCCCAGAGGCUGCUGGGAGAGGCACAAAACUUUAUAAAGAGGUAGGAAUGAUGUGUGGUUUGAGCUUUUUUUGAAAACUAUUUUCUGGUGAAGAAAACGGAACAACCACAACACACCCCUCCGGGUAACUUCAUGUUUACAGUUUCAUAACAUGCAUGUUUAAAUAACUGUCUGAGUAAGCACACAGUCAAUACGUGUGAAAUUGUGUCAGUUUGGAGUGGUAUUGUUUUUUUUAAUCACAUGAAAGCAGCUGAUGUUUCUUAAAGAGUGUUUGGAAAUAUCAUGAACUCUAAAUUUAAAGCUAGAUUUUGUCAGUAUUGUUGUUCUGUCAGUUUAUUUCAUGACAGUAUUUUAGCGAAGAGCAUCAUUUUUAAUUCUUAACAGAAAAAUGUCAGUCUGUGGUUAAGGAUUGGGGUGUUUGUCUUUUGGACAUGGGUAGAAUGAGUGCAUGAAGGACUGAUUAAAGAAUCAUGUCCUGUUGACAAUAUGAGCAGUCACACAGCCUUUUUCUGUUUUUUCAUCGCUAAGAUGCUGAGGUUUUACAUUUCUUUGUAUUUCUUUCCUCGCCCCUUUUUUUCCUGUCUUUCUCAGAAAUGUGGAUCAGCCAUUCCUCCUCUUUUUCUCAAUGGCUCAUGUUCACGUGCCACUCUUUAAAACCCCGGCUUUUGCUGGCAAAAGCCGCCAUGGUCGCUACGGUGACAACCUUGAAGAAAUGGACUGGAUCAUUGGUUAGUACACUGGCAUGCUUUUUUACACUCGAAACACUGAGUGGAAGGUUAGUUUGAGUGGUUACCAAGUACACAGGAGCAAGUGGUUAUGAAAGAAAGAAUUUCAGAUUGAGUCAAGACCCCGAUCAGAAGCAGAGUUAAACCUGCUCAUUAUCCAGCCACACACUAAAGAUACAAACAAGUCGACACAGACUAUUUAUAUAAGGUAUUAUUUUAUGGAUUGAAUGAUAAUUUAUUUAUGCAGCUGAAAAUAGCUAUUGCCUCUGAUAGCACUUUCAUGGCAAUAGUUUUCUUAUCAGCCUGCUUUCAGGUCAAAUUGACAUUAUACUCAUGAUUUUCUGUCAUUAUACUGCUUUAUUUCUAACAGAUAAAUUGAAAUUGAAAUGAAUUCCAAAUAAAGUAAAUAAAUUUACUUCAAAUGAAUAAAGUUCUUCUUAUUCUGAGAUGCAGAAAACAACAGUUUGUGGCUGUUUUUCUGUAAUUUGGUCAACACCUCUGUCAUUGAGCCCCAUGUGUGCUUUACAGUCCUUUGCUUUUUCUCAUCUUCUUUUCUCUGUUGGUGACUCUUCACCCACAGACCCCCAAUCCAAUGUUAAGUGCCCCCCAAAUAUAUUGAAAAUGAUACCGUCCUCCAUGUUGUUUACUGGUGCUGUUGAAAUUAACAUAUUUGUCACAAUGUCAACAGGAAGAGGUAAAAUCAUGAAGCCCUUAAAUGUGACAAACUUCUUUUCCCAGAAUGGCUUGGUUGACCAGGUUGUUGCUGAGCUUACUGUUGCUAUUCAGAAUUAUAAAACUGUUGUGACAGGGUUUGGACCAAUCAGGAUUAAUUAUUUAACAUGACUGGGUGAUUAGUUAGACAGCCAAGCGUUAAACGGUUAAAACAGCCCCCAGAAAUGACAAUGCUGUCGCAAAAUAAAACAUAGCACAGAAUUGUUCUGUAUCCAUAUAGGAAGUAAGUCAUGAACAUUUCACCGUCACCUUCGUCUUCAAUAGACUUUUUAUCCCUGCAUCAAAUUUAAUACACAUGAAUAUGUCUUUUAGGUCAACUUGUGGAGACUGUGGACUCCCUGGGCUUAGCCAACAACACUCUGAUGUAUUUUACAUCUGAUCACGGUGGACACCUGGAGGAUUCUGAUUCAAAAAUUGGCCAGAAAGGAGGCUGGAAUGGUAUCUAUAAAGGUACACCAUUUUUGUUUGUUUUGUUCUGUUGUAAAUGAUUCUAACCUAGUAGUAAAUUUUGAUGCAACUGUUGUAGUUGAAGAUUUCCCCUGAGUUUUCGAUUUGUAAAAUAACUGACGUGAAAACUGUUCCCAGCAGCAUUUUAGGACAGUAGUGUGAGUGACUAUUUGGGUCUAUAGGUCAAAUGACCGCUAUAAGGAGUGUUUGUACUGCAUUUACUGCAAUAAUAGAGGUAUUUAUGUUGUGUAAUAUCUGACCUAUAGGUGGGAAAGCUAUGGGUGGCUGGGAGGGCGGGAUCAGGGUGCCUGGUAUUUUCCGCUGGCCUGGCAAGCUGCCAGCAGGUCGAGUUGUGGAAGAACCCACCAGCCUCAUGGACCUGUAUCCAACACUGAAAUAUUUGGCCAAGGACACACAACCUGAUAGGUAAGCACUCACGUAUGUGUUCAUGCUUGUACGCUGUAAACUCUUUACGCAGUUUUAUCCUCAGAAAGGUUGAAACAUUUCUGUAUUUCUAUAAAACAAUCAGGAGAGGAGAAAGUGCCAUAAAAUAACUACAAACCUGCACACAAUCAAGUGUUUUGUAGCCAGAUGGUAACUCUUGAUUUUAUGCUGGAAACAAAUGAAGCCAAUUAAGAAAGCAGUGUGGUGAACAUAAACAACUUAUCCUCUAAUUUUUCAUCCUGACAUAAUAAGCCUGUGUUCUGCUUUGUCUGAGAUCAUUAUGUUUCUUAAUACAGUAGUGAUAAUAUGAUGGUAACACUGUGAGAUAGUUUAUCAUGCACUGAAAGGUCAUAAUCUACUGUAUUAAUGUUGCUUUUCUUAAUUUUUAGGCUUUUUUAUCCUCUUUCUUUUUCUGACUUGUACAUUUCUCCCAGACUGUUAGACGGCCAUAACCUCAUGCCGCUGUUGGAGGGGAAAGCAGAGCGAUCAGAGCAUGAGUUCAUGUUCCACUACUGUGGGAUCUACCUGAAUGCAGUACGCUGGCACCCACCUGAAAGUAAGUUCACACAUGUUGACACUAAGGGGCGUCAAACUACUACUUUGGAGUGUUUUUGACAAAAUAACUACAAGGGUUAAGGGGUUAUGUCUGAGAGCUGCAUCUAAAAGUUGACAUGUCCCCUUUAGCCAUUGUCAGAUCAGGUACCCAGUAUUACCACGCAUCAUUUAUAAAUCCAUGUCAUAGUUUUAUGAAGACCUUUCAGUGAAACUAGGGGACCACCUCCAAAACCCUGAAAACAGCUCCUUGUGUUCCUGUAGCUACUGUUCUCUGGGCGUCCACCAAACACAGAUUUGACUGUUAGUGCCAGACAGUGAAGUCCUCCACAUUAAGUUUCUUUAUUUGUCUUACUUUAUUUCUUCAUUCCUGCCCUCUUUCCCUCCCUCCUUCCUUUCCUCCCUCCUUCCUUCCUUCCUUCCGUCCUUUCUGUUUUUGUCUUCCUUCCUUCCUUACUUACUUCAUUUCUUCUUUUCUGUCUUCCCUCCUUUCUUCCUUCCUUCUUUGCUCCCUCUCUCCCUUCUUUCUUUUGUCUUUCUUUCAGCAUAUCUUCCUUCUUUUCUUCCUUUCUUCCCUUCCUUCUUCUUUUUUCUUUCCUCCCUUCCUUCAUAUAUUCCCUCCUUCCUUUUUUAUCUAUACCUUUUGUCUUUCCCUUCUUUUUAUCCUUUCACCUCUCUGUCUUCCUUCCUUCCUUCCUUUUAUCCUCCUCUUAUUUCUUUCCUUCCACCCUUCUGUCUUCCUUCCUUUCUCCCUUUCUUUCCUUUCCUUCUUUUUGUCAUUCAUUAUAUCAGUCUUCAUCCCUUCUUUCUUUCUAAUUCCUUUAUUUAUGUCCUUACUUCCUUCUUUUUUCUAUUAUCCUUCCUUCCUUUAUUUCCUUUCAUUCUUUUUUCUUUUCUUUCUUUUCCAUUUUUCUCUUUUUUCCUCUUUCCUGUUUGCCUUCAUUCCUUUUCCUCCUUUCUUUCCUCAUUACUUCCUUUCUUUUCUCCUGUAUGUUCUCCUUUUUUCCCUGCUUACCUUUUUUCUGUCUUCCCUCCUUCCUUCUUUCUUUCCUUCCUUCCUCCCUUUGUUCCAUCCUUUUGCCUCAGUGAUUGCAGAUUUAGAGUCCCCACAUGCCCCAAAACAUUCUGUUUUUUUGCACACGCUCCAAAAUGGUCUCAGACCCCACCCAGUUUCCAGUUUUCAAACAUUCACCCUGCCACUUACGUAUCUGAUUUCUGUCAGGUUUAGUAGAUAGUUUUAUUUGGUGAACCAGCACAUUAUCUGGCAGAAUGAAGUUAUAAGAAAAGUCCAACAGAUGAAUCUAUACCAUAAAGACUCAUUAUCAGUUCAGCACCACAUCACCAAGUGUUUCAGUCAUUUAACAUUAAACACCCUCAGCAAAGGCAGACCCCCAACAGGCUGAUCAGACCUGGGUUUUGUGUCUCAUGGUUGUUUUUCACUCUCGUCAGUCCAGACAGGCUUGCCCUUCUCCAGCCACAGCCAGUGACUGCACUUUAGUCAGGGCAUCAGAUGUUUUCCAUUGAGCCUGACCUCUAAAUCCUAGCUCCACCAGGAGCCUUAUGAUGGAAGUGGCAAAACUGUGCCUCCACCCACCUCCACUGGAGGCACAUCAGCAAUCCAACCAGAGGAUCAGAUAGUUGUGUCAAGUUGGUUGAUACGGUUUCAGAUGGAAAUAUGAGUCUGUGAUCCAAGUCAGCUCACAUUCCUCAGUCCCUGGCUCUGAGCAGUGGACUUGAGAGGACCCACGCUUCUCUUCCUCUGUGUCCAAGUUUGGGAACUUGUUUUGAGAGACACAGCAUUCAAGGCUCUUCACUGUCUCAAGUUCAGCUGCUAAGCACUUCAGUACUUUGUAGUGCUGCCAGGUGUGUCUUCCUUGUGUCACUCUGGUCCUAAAACUUACCAAAAUGGGAUUGAGAGUUGCAGAGACAGAAAAUAGUGGACAAGCUGGAUCCCGUCCCAGCCAGAGAUUUACCUGGCAAGUGAGGGGAGAACGUCAUAUGUGGCCUUGAUUAUGAAGCUCAGCAUGUUUGACUCCAUGCUUCACAGCUCUGUUCGUGUGUCCUUCCUCCUCUCUGCUGCAUCCCUCUUCAGCCAGCAGCAUUGUUUGGCUUGGGAUGUGGCUCUGGCACACCUGUCUGCCUCUUCUCGACAAUGCACCUCUCCCAGCACCAAGAGCUGGCAUCCAGAUGGUGUAGCCUUUUGCCAAGAAGGUCUUGUAUCUUCCAGGCCAAAUCCCCUUCUGGCCCACAAUGCCCUGGUGCUGAAUGAGAGACUUUGCUUCUGCCACAUGUAGCAGCUGGGGUCCACUUCGUCUCUUGGAGAAACCCCUCUAUCAUGCUGAAACCUACAAAAAAAUCCUCUUGCACCAAUUUCCUAAACCUAAUUUCAUGAAUUUGAUUGCCUGUGUGCAAAUUUGGAUGAACUUGUCCUCCAGCUUUUGUUCGAUCAGGUCCAACGUCCUGCAGUGUGUUGUUGACAGUUAUCGGGCUUUGAUGUUUCAGGAAGUCCUUAUAACUCAGUCAUACAAUAUCACUUUGAUAUUUCAAGGUCUGCGCCUUAGUAUGUUUAUGUGCCCAUUUAUCUACUGCAAUCAUAGCGCCACCCUGUGGAAAUACAGGCCAUUCACUUUCAUAUACUGUAUCUGUUUCCUUCAAGUAUCACAGGUUUGAUGAUGGCACAGCCUGGCACAGCUUUUUUUAUCACAGCAGUAGUUCCACCUAUUGGACAUGAGCAGUUAGACUCUAGUGUGCACCUUUUGACACUUUUGUGAUGCACUGUCAUGAAGAUUUCUUCAAAUGUCCUUUCUGUAUCACAACCAUGUUUUAAGUUAAUGAGCCUUUAUGGAUUCUUUAAGUCUCAAUUUAUGUAUUAGUGGCUACACAACAAACAUGUCCACUGUAUUUACUUGUGUGAAUGAAUUCCAACCACUUAAAAAAAAAAAAAAAUACAAAUACAUUUUUUCAAUAUGAAUUUUUUAUUUUUUUAAUGUCAGAAUCAAGAACCAGACUGUUAGCUGUACAUUUGACAAGAGAGGAUACCAAAAUAUUUUACAUUAAUCACCUUUAUUUCAAGUGCCUUGAAAAAGUACCCACACCCCUUGAACUUUUUCACAUUUUGUCACUCUACAACCACAAACUUAAAAGUAUCUUGUUGAGAUUUUUUGUCAUAGACCAACACAAAUUAGCACAUAAUUGUGAAGUGGAACAAAAAUGACACGUGGUUUUGAAAAAUGUAAACUAAUACAAAUCUGAAAAGUGUGGUGUGUAUUUGUAUUCAGGCCCCCUGUACUCUGAUACCCCUAAAUAAAAUGCAGUGCAAUCAAUUGCCUUAAGAAGUCACCUAAUUAGUUAAUAGAGUCCACCUGUGUGUAAUUUAGUAUCAGCAUAAACACAACUGUUCUGUGAAGGCCUCAGUGCUUUGUUAGUGAACACUAGUCAACAAAGAGCAUCAUGAAGACCAAGGAACUCACCAGACAGGUCAGGGGAAAAGUUGUGGAGAAGUUUAUAGCAGGGUUAGGUUAUAAAAAUCAAUAAAAUACUUUUAAGUUUGUGGUUGUAGAGUGACAAAAUUUGAAAAAUUUCAAGGGGUAUGAAUACUUUUUUAAGGCACUGGAAAACAGAAUCGGGAGAGAAAAACAGUGAGUGUGAAUGCUGUAGGGUUUUUAUAUUCCUUUAUAGCUAAGAGGUUAAAUUACUAAAACAUAGUCUUAUGUGUUGUCUAUUUAGAAAUAAGCUGGGUAUGUCGAUGUACUGGUACGUGAUGAUUUGUAAGGGUUUCUUGUCCUAUUACUUUAUUACUUAGAGUGUUUUAAAUAUUCACAGAUAGAUCCACUUUCCAUUUUAAGCCAGUUCUUGUACCUUAACAAGUUAAAAUCUUUUAUUAAUGACCUCUUUCUCUCAGCACAGUAGCUCUGAAAAUAAAAAAUUAAAAAAAGAAGCGGUUUAGCCUGAAAAAAUCUAACACUAUGUUCUAUUAACCUUUCCUGAUGUGGUUUUCUACCCAGGUGACUCCAUCUAUAAGGCGCACUUUUUCACCCCCAACUUUUCUCCUCCUGGGGCUGGUGGAUGCUACGACACUAAGGUCUGUCUGUGCCAUGGGGAAUAUGUAACACACCACAACCCACCUCUCCUGUACGACCUUUUCCACGACCCCUCUGAGUCUCGCCCGCUGACCCCUGAUACUGAGCCAAGAUACACAGAAAUCCUUGAACAGACUGUAAAAGCUGUAAAGAGCCAUAGAAACACGUUCACUAAUAUACAGGAGUCUGAUGCUGCUUUUUUAAAGUCCAGCACAGACGCUCCCAGUGUUCAGAGCCAGAUGACGUGGGAUAAGAUUCUGUGGAGACCCUGGCUGCAGCCAUGCUGUGGGACUUUUCCAUUCUGUGGCUGCAAAGAGGACAUGACAAAUAUUUAAUGGAAAAAGCCGCCAGACUGUCUUUAAAAGUUUAAAAAACAGCCUGGGCUUGGUGAAGCUCCUUUUGAAUCCACAGCAGGGUUAUCACAUUGUCAUUAAUAAUACACUACUGCCCUUUUCACAGUUCAGGGUGCGUUCAAGAGCUUUUUACAUUAUAAGGAUUAGACUCUCUAAGGUUAGGGCUGCACUAAUAGCGUAAAAACCUCAUCUGCAGACUCUUUUAGUGCAUUUUCAACAAGUUAUUUGCCUCAUCUGAGAAACCUUCUUUAACCUAAAUUAAUUUGCACAAUAUAAUGACUUACACUCACCGUCCACUUUAUUAGGUACACCAUGCUAGUAACGGGUUGGACCCCCUUUUGCCUUCUGAACUGCCUCAAUUCUUCGUGGCAUAGGUUCAACAAGGUGCUGGAACCAUUCCUCAGAGAGCUUGGUCCAUAUUGACAUGAUGGCGUCACACAGUUGCGGCAGAUUUGUCGGCUGCACAUCCAUGAUGCGAAUCUCCCGUUCCACCACAUCCCAAAGAUGCUCUAUUGGAUUGAGAUCUGGUGACUGUGGAGGCCAUUUGAGUACAGUGAACUCUUUGUCAUGUUCAAGAAACCAGUCUGAGAUGAUUCCAGCUUUAUGACAUGGCGCAUUAUCCUGCUGAAAGUAGCCAUCAGAAGUUGGGUACAUUGUGGUCAUAAAGGGAUGGACAUGGUCAGCAACAAUACUCAGGUAGGCUGUGGCGUUGCAACGAUGCUCAAUUGGUACCAAGGGGCCCAAAGAGUGCCAAGAAAAUAUUCCCCACACCAUGACACCACCACCACCAGCCUGAACCGUUGAUACAAGGCAGGAUGGAUCCAUGCUUUCAUGUUGUUGACGCCAAAUUCUGACCCUACCAUCCGAAUGUCGCAGCAGAAAUCGAGACUCAUCAGACCAGGCAACGUUUUUCCAAUCUUCUAUUGUCCAAUUUCGAUGAGCUUGUGCAAAUUGUAGCCUCAGUUUCCUGUUCUUAGCUGAAAGGAGUGGCACCCGGCGUGGUCUUCUGCUGCUGUAGCCCAUCUGCCUCAAAGUUCGACGUACUGUGCGUUCAGAGAUGCUCUUCUGCCUACCUUGGUUGUAACAGGUGGUUAUUUGAGUCACUGUUGCCUUUCUAUCAGCUCGAACCAGUCUGGCCAUUCUCCUCUGACCUCUGGCAUCAACAAGGCAUUUCCGCCCACAGAACUGCCGCUCACUGGAUAUUUUUUCUUUUUCGGACCAUUCUCUGUAAACCCUAGAGAUGGUUGUGCGUGAAAAUCCCAGUAGAUCAGCAGUUUCUGAAAUACUCAGACCAGCCCUUCUGGCACCAACAACCAUGCCACGUUCAAAGUCACUCAAAUCACCUUUCUUCCCCAUACUGAUGCUCGGUUUGAACUGCAGGAGAUUGUCUUGACCAUGUCUACAUGCCUAAAUGCACUAAGUUGCCGCCAUGUGAUUGGCUGAUUAGAAAUUAAGUGUUAACGAGCAGUUGGACAGGUGUACCUAAUAAAGUGGCCGGUGACUUAUGUUGACUCUACAAAUGAAGUGAAACUCAAAGACUUGAAUUUCUGUAAAACUGAAGUUUAAAAAAAUAUGUUUUUUGCGUAAAUUUUGGUCACUUUUAAGGCACUUUGAGGACUUUUAACUGAUUAUGUUCAGCGUGACUCUUACACUGAUGCAUCUUUAUGACCUACAUGGUAAAAUUAGAUCAACUGCAACACAGUUACAAAGUUUUGUGAAUUUGCUACGAUAAUAAUACGGUGUAGCUUCAAUUCAACACAUUUCUUCAACUAUCUCUUACCUUGAAAGAAAAGUAGUAUUAUAAGGAGAUUAUGUGUUCCUUUAUUUGCUUUUACAACAAACAAACACUUUGGCCAAAGCCUGAUCUCUUCAACCAUGGGAGGUGGUGCUCAUGCAGAAAUGCUGCCUUCGUGAAUGAACACUACAUGAGAGUUCCUCAGAGUGCCUGUAAUAAAUGGAAAUAUUAAUGUAAUAGAUGAAAAGAGAUUGAACAAAGCACUUUACAUGUCAGUACAUUUUACACUGGAACAAACACUUGCUGCAAAGCCAAAAGACGGUGAUUCUGCACUCAAAUGUAGAUAAAUUCUUGUUUUCAUGAGGAUUUCUCGUCAUGUGAAGGACCUUUUUAAGUCAUUGCCUUUUUAUAUCCAGGAACAAAACCAAAAAUCUUAAUUUUUAUACAUUUCAAAAUAAACUUUUUUUUUGCAAUUCUG